AUGUUCAUCCAGAAGUUGUUGUCCCAGCAAUGGCCCGUGGGGCGUGGCUUGAUUCAUCGCUGUUUGUCUACCUCGCUAAUUCGACGCGAUACUUUCACCAUUCAAGAUGAGGACGAUUUUAAGGAGAAGGUGUUGUCUAAUCCGGAUCCCGUGAUUGUCGACUUUAGUGCCACCUGGUGCGGACCUUGCAAAAUGCUCACUCCCCGUUUGGAUGCGGCUAUUGCCGCCACGGAAGGAAAAGUCCAUUUGGCCGUGGUGGACAUUGAUGAAUUGGGUGAUUUGGCCAUGGAUCACGGUGUUCAAGCCGUGCCCACUGUGGUCGCUAUGAAAGGAGGCAAGGCGGUGGAUAAAUUUGUGGGCCUCUUGGAUGAAGACAAACUAGCCGCUUUUGUGGACAAGGCUCAAAUGAGCUAAUCGAUAUGGCCCGUCUAAGAUGAACCGUCUUUGGGUUUACAACGGAAAAAUAAACUCUUUAUCUUUAGUUCAUAGUAGAAAAUAAAAUCCAAAUGUUCUUGUUCA
Molecule: messenger RNA, 519 nt
Organism: Tigriopus californicus
Lineage: Eukaryota; Metazoa; Arthropoda; Copepoda; Harpacticoida; Harpacticidae
Product: thioredoxin, mitochondrial-like
Exons: 1
Coding region: 1-414 (137 amino acids)
Cellular component (GO): cytoplasm
Molecular function (GO): oxidoreductase activity, acting on a sulfur group of donors, disulfide as acceptor
Source: RefSeq, a predicted model, not a curated record